Messenger RNA from Spinacia oleracea (spinach), 1669 nucleotides. RefSeq names its product 3-hydroxyisobutyryl-CoA hydrolase-like protein 2, mitochondrial. NCBI's taxonomy places the organism in Eukaryota, Viridiplantae, Streptophyta, Magnoliopsida, Caryophyllales, Amaranthaceae. The coding region runs from base 190 to 1410 and encodes 406 amino acids. The transcript is spliced from 14 exons. Gene Ontology annotation, biological process: L-valine catabolic process. The record is from RefSeq and is a predicted model, not a curated record. Gene Ontology annotation, molecular function: 3-hydroxyisobutyryl-CoA hydrolase activity.
AAAUAGUUGCAAAGCUGCGUAUCAAUUUGGACGUAGAACGCCGUGAUCCUGUAAGUUUUGCACAGACUCGAGCUGACUGAAUUGAAGGGAAAAGGAAAAGAGGCGAGUUAAUCCAACACAAGCCGCAACACUUGACACAGCGGCUACAAGAUCACAGAAAGUGGUGGAGAGAGAAGAAAAAAACGAAAGAUGCAGAGGUUUAGAGGGGUUUUACAAUCCAGAAAUUCACUUCAAAAACUUAGGUUUCUCGCUCCUCUUAGAACCUAUUUAGCUCAACCUAGUUACUCCCCCCAACAUGACCAUGUCGAAGAUCAGGUUUUGGUUGAAGGAAGAUCGAACUCAAGGGCAGCAAUUCUCAACAGACCUUCUUCACUCAAUGCCAUUUCCACUUCUAUGGCGGGUAGGCUUAAGAGAUUGUAUGAAUCAUGGGAAGAAAACUCUGAUCUUGGAUUUAUCAUAAUGAAGGGCAAUGGGAAAGCCUUCUGUUCUGGUGCUGAUGUUGUUAGCCUCUAUCAGCUGAUUAAUGAAGGGAAAGUUGAAGAAUGUAAGAGCUUUUUUAAUACAUUAUACAGAUUCGUAUACCUCAUGGGAACUUAUGUAAAGCCUCAUGUGGCUGUCUUGGAUGGCACCAUUAUGGGAGCUGGGGCUGGUAUCUCUUUUCCAGGAAUGUUCAGAGUGGCAACUGAUAGAACAGUAUAUUCUCAUCCAGAAACGCAACUCGGUUUCCAUCCUGAUGCCGGGGCCUCUUUUUUCCUUUCUCAUCUUCCUGGUUACCUAGGGGAGUACCUGGCUCUGACAGGAGAUAAGCUGAAUGGUGUUGAUAUGAUUGCCUGUGGUCUUGCUACUCAUUAUUGCAUGAAUGCGAGACUUCCUAUGAUUGAAGAGCGCCUUGCUAAAUUGAUGACAGAUGAUCCCUCUGUGGUAGAAAGUUCGCUUGCUCAAUAUGGUGACCUUGUCUACCCAGAUAAGAGCAGCGUUGUUUACAAAAUUGAAACAAUUGACAAAUGUUUCAGCCAUGAUACCGUUGAGGAGAUUUUUGAUGCUCUGGAAAAAGAGGCAGCUAAUUCCGUUGAUGAAUGGUGCAAAGCUACCCUGAAGAAACUAAAAGAAGCCUCUCCAUUAAGCUUGAAAAUCGCUCUACGAUCUAUCCGUGAUGGGAGAUUUCAACCUAUUGACAAAUGUCUAGCACGGGAAUACAGAAUAUCUGUUAAUUGCAUAUCCAAAAGAGUUUCUGGUGACUUCAGUGAGGGUGUUAGGGCACGCUUAGUCGAUAAAGACUUUGCUCCUAAAUGGGAUCCUCCUAGACUAGAAGACGUAAGCAAGGACAUGGUUGAUUGCUUUUUCUCACCACUUGGUGAAUACGAGCCUGAACUUGACCUGCCUACAUCAUCGCGAGAACCAGAUAUGUGAUUGCACUAUUCUUCCGCAUUCCCGGAGUUUUGUAGCAUCGAUAAUUUACUUUAGGAUAGGGUGUUCCCUAGUUAGUUUUUUCGUGUACAACAAAUUGGAGUAAUAUUCCCAAUAUGACAUGAUUGACUCUUUGCACACAGUUGAAUCUGUUCUCAGGUGUGGCUGAGAUGAGAAUAUCAGUAGUUGUUCAAAUUGCUGUCUUGUUUAUCAAAAUCCUUUUCAGAGUUCAAUAAUUAUGACGGAAUACUACUCUCUGUUA